Messenger RNA from Striga hermonthica, 639 nucleotides. Lineage: Eukaryota; Viridiplantae; Streptophyta; Magnoliopsida; Lamiales; Orobanchaceae. The record is from the annotation of a GenBank genome assembly.
AUGCUUAACCAAGCUGCCAAGGAUAGCUCAAAUGCUGCGUCAGCUCGUAUUGGAGUCCGAGAACAUCUAAAUCAAUCAAAUGUGUCAUCAAAUGUGCCAUCUGCUGGAGUUGAAGUAAAGCUUCCGUCCCUAAGAGAAAACGUGGUCAAACAAUGGGGUAAGGGACUUAUGAAAGCAUUUGAUGCAUCUGGAAAGAAAUUGAAGAUAGAUGUGGAUCCACUGACAGGACGGCCCAAAAAUCGAGAGCAAUCUGCAAAGCUCUCAAGUCAAAUUGGUGUAGUAGCUCGAGAUGUCCUUCGAGUGCCAAGAAAAUGGAAAGAAAUGGAUGAAGAAAAACUUUUGGAACCAUGCAUUGAUCUUAUAAAGAUUCAUAUGGAUGUCAACUUGGAUGCAUCGGGUGCGAGGCACUGCUUGGUUGAUAGGAUGAAAUCUAGUUCUCGACAAGUUCGUUACAGGUUACAUAAGCAUUACAAGAAGUAUGCAACCCUACAAGAGGCUAAGAAUAAUAAGCCACCAUUUUGUGUUAGUAAAGAAAAUUGGGACGAACUCUGUGAUUAUUUUGCUUCAGCUAAGUUCAAGGCUCAGAAGAAUGCUAAUGGAGAUGCUAAUGGAGAGUUAAUGGAGAUGCUGGUGACAUAA